UAUAGUCGGACUGCACAUAUUGUCUGAAGAGGAUUCCUGUUGCCUGGUUCUUUUUUUGUUUUCCAUGUCUUCUUUGUGGUGAUUUCACCAUUGGUCUUCCAGGAAAAUGGGACACAAAGGAUUUUCAGUUGUCGGCCUUGUUACCUUCUUGGGAAUAUUUCUUCUGUUGCUGCGAAGCGUCCGUGGAGAUGUGGCUUAUUCUUUCCCAGAGGAGAUGAAACGCGGCUCAGUUGUUGGAAAUAUAGCGAAAGACAUAGGACUUGAGGUGGGGAAACUGUCUGCUCGAAAGGCUCGCAUUGAUGCAGACGGGAACAGCAAACGGUAUUGUGACAUUAAUCUGAGCACGGGAGAUAUCAUUGUUGCUGAUAGGAUCGACAGAGAGGGGCUUUGUGGCAAAAAGGCAUCUUGCCUUUUGAAGCAGGAGCUUGUUCUGGAGAAUCCUUUAGAACUGCACCGCAUUAAUAUCCACGUUCAAGACAUCAACGACAAUUCACCACUGUUUAAAAAGAACACAAUAAAAUAUGAAAUUAGGGAAUCGGCUGUUAGAGGUAGUCGCUAUCGUUUAGAUGAGGCCCACGAUGCAGAUGUCGGCCAAAACGCCGUCCAGGGCUAUAGUAUCGAGGCAAAUGAAAACUUCAGAUUAAAUGUUGUUACAAAAGGUGGAGGAGGAAAAUACAGCGAGUUAGUUUUAGAGAAGGAGCUGGACAGAGAACAACAACACGAGCUAACGAUUGUGCUUGUGGCAACAGACGGAGGCUCUCCUCAGAGAUCAGGCUCUGCAGUCGUUCACGUCACUGUGCUGGAUGCUAAUGAUAACGCCCCAGUGUUUAGUCAGGCCGUUUAUAAAACCAGUCUGCCUGAAAACUCUGCUUUAGAUACUGUGGUGGUCACAGUGAGCGCGACUGAUGCAGAUGAGGGAGUGAACGGAGUUGUGACUUAUGAAUUUGAUCACAUUUCUGAUGAGGGUAAUAACGUAUUUUCCCUUGAUCAGACAACUGGUGAAAUAAGAGUAACUGGGCAUAUAGAUUAUGAGGAGUUGUCUGCCUAUGAAAUGCAAAUAACAGCAAAGGACGGUCCGGGAUUAGUAUCAUCCUGUUCAUUAAUAAUUGACAUCACGGAUGUAAAUGACAACGCCCCUCUUACGUUCAUUAAGUCACUGACCAACCCCAUACCAGAAGACACCCCACGUGGUACAGAGGUGGGCAUCAUUAACGUGCAGGACAGAGACUCUGAGAAUAACAGACAGGUUCGCUGCUCCAUUCAACAAAAUGUCCCUUUUAAGUUAGUUCCUUCUAUUAAAAACUAUUAUUCUCUGGUGACCACAGGACAACUGGAC
This is a messenger RNA of Paralichthys olivaceus (Japanese flounder), 1336 nucleotides long. The record is from RefSeq and is a predicted model, not a curated record. NCBI's taxonomy places the organism in Eukaryota, Metazoa, Chordata, Actinopteri, Pleuronectiformes, Paralichthyidae.